AAGUCAGGUUGUUGGAAAGGGAAAUAAUAAAACAGCAUGGUCAAUUGUUAGUUCGGAAGAAAUGACGAGGCCCAGCCUCCUCGACAGGAAUAAUAAUACUACUGAAACUGCAGUAUUUGAUUGUUUCAAAAUUCCUGGAACGCAAAGCUUUCCUCCUCCUCCCACCACAUCAUCACCUAGUACCGUUGAAAGUGAUGUAUUUAAGCGUCCGUGGAGCGUCACUAAAAACGGAGUCCCAAAUUAUCUACGAAACAUGUCAAAAUCCUGUACAUUUGUUUCGUCAUCGACGGUAAGCAGAACUUCUGGCAGAAGUACCGUUUCCCGAAGUACUUUACAGUCGAUUGUGGCACCAAAUCCUUCAAGCGUUACAAGGACAGGAACAAAGAAAAGUGGUGGUGGUAGAACUGCAACGGGUACUCGUCAUUCUAGCUCAAAACGACCCACGGCUCAUUCCGGUUUUGUCACAAACCCUGAAAUCACAAAGAAAUACUCAAUUACCUCAUUGUUGGAUAUUUUAUGCGGUAAUGCACCUGCCCCACAAGGAAUGUUUACUAAAGAACCAGAAGACGUGCCGGAAAUAAGCCCAAUACGGUCACGCUUCGGACUUGGAACUACUCAAACAAUGCCAGUUGCAAAAUCAAAUUCAAUCCGACAACAAGAAUUUCUUGAGGAUUUUGAUGCAAGCAGCAGUUUUUCAAUCAAUAUUACAGAAGAAAGUGAUAAUAACAGCCCGCUUGCGGAUAUUAGCAAUAGCAAUCAAUAUUUGCGUCCAAGAUCAAGAGGGUCCAAUAAACGACCUUUUUUUGUGGAUACUCAAGUAGAAGAGCUUGAUGGUUUUGACCUUGUUCCACCGCCGACUAAAACGAGAUACUUUGGUAAUGAGCAACUGGACGCUUUGUUCCCGGAUGAACACGAUUUAAUUACAUCUCAAUUUAAUGAACCUUUAUUUUAACUCGAGUUUACUUUUGUUUAAAAAUAGUCAUUUAAAUUUUUGUAGUCAUUUGUUUGAGAUUAAUUCCCAUUGUUUUUCUCCCCUAUAAUUUAUUUCAAGCUGAAAACCUCACUGAAGUUACAAUAAAUUUAUUCUCAAUAUC
Molecule: messenger RNA, 1094 nt
Organism: Folsomia candida
Lineage: Eukaryota; Metazoa; Arthropoda; Collembola; Entomobryomorpha; Isotomidae
Exons: 3
Coding region: 62-952 (296 amino acids)
Source: RefSeq, a predicted model, not a curated record